GAGACAGCAACCUAACCAAGGCAAUCACAACCAGCACUGCAACUGUCCAUCCACUCUACUCCACUCUCCACUCCUCAAAGGAACUCUGAACGGUCCUCCAGUCUCUCUCUCCGUCUCCUGCUCCAGUGCGUGAGUGCAGUCCGUAUCCUGCUUCCUCUCAGCAUGCAGCUCCUGGUCGUUUUAGCUGCUCUCAUGGGGGUCCUGUACAGUGCGAGAGCAGCCGCUGUGCUUCCUGUGGAGGAGAGGAGCCCCAUCCAGGCGAACCGGGAGUUGAGUACAGAGCGUAAGCAGCUGAUUCUGAAGCUGGUGUCAGGCUUGCUGGACGGUGCGUCAGACUCAAACAUGCUGCCGGGGGACGUGUCUCCCCUGGACUUGGAGGAGCCCCUGGAGUCUCGUCUGGAGGAGAGGGCUGUCUACAACCGGCUAUCACAGCUCCCACAGAGAGACCGCAAAGCCCCUUGUAAAAACUUCUUCUGGAAAACCUUCACCUCUUGCUAACAGUGUCCGUGACGCUCAACCUACCUACCUACCAACCUACCUACUUACAUACCCACCUACGUUGUCCUCCCAGGUUGAAGCUCAGCUCCAAACCCCGACUUGUGAAACCCAACGAGAAUCCAUGAACUGCGGUAGACCCCAACUGUACAUAUCAUGCACUCUUGUCUGAGCGAGCAAUCUCAAUGGACUUCACUGACACAGUCUGUCUUGUUUGACUAUCGACGAUUUAUCUAUGUAUCUAUCUAUUUAUGUAGGUAUUUCUUUAUUUAAAGUUCAAUCCAAAUAUAAUAAAAGCAUGAUU
Osmerus eperlanus (European smelt) is the source of this 799-nucleotide messenger RNA. It is a transcript of the gene sst7, whose product is annotated as somatostatin family member 7. Gene Ontology annotation, cellular component: extracellular region. Gene Ontology annotation, molecular function: hormone activity. Lineage: Eukaryota; Metazoa; Chordata; Actinopteri; Osmeriformes; Osmeridae. The transcript is spliced from 2 exons. The coding region runs from base 163 to 498 and encodes 111 amino acids. The record is from RefSeq and is a predicted model, not a curated record. Gene Ontology annotation, biological process: regulation of cell migration.